This is a messenger RNA of Trifolium pratense (red clover), 6453 nucleotides long. RefSeq lists its product as uncharacterized. Bases 1 to 6453 code for a protein of 2150 amino acids. Lineage: Eukaryota; Viridiplantae; Streptophyta; Magnoliopsida; Fabales; Fabaceae. The transcript has 4 exons. The record is from RefSeq and is a predicted model, not a curated record. Gene Ontology annotation, molecular function: nucleic acid binding; zinc ion binding. Gene Ontology annotation, biological process: DNA integration.
AUGCUAAGAGCCCAAAUCAAUGGAUUUAGACAAAGAGACAACGAAUCUCUUUUCGAAGCAUGGGAAAGAUACAAAGAAAUGAUUAGGAUAUGUCCUCAUCAUGGGCUCGAAAAUUGGCUAAUUAUCCACACCUUUUACAAUGGUCUCUUGUAUAAUACAAGAAUGACAAUAGACGCCGCAGCUGGUGGCGCACUUAUGGAUAAACCAUACAACCAAGCCUAUCAGCUUAUCGAGAGCAUGGCUCAGAACCAUUAUCAGUGGGGAAACGAGAGAACAUCCGUAGAGAAGCCUCAAACGAAAGGCGGUAUGUACGAAGUAAACGAGCUUGACCUUGUUAAAGCCAAACUUGAAGCUCUAACUCAAAAGAUGGAGAGUAUGACCACAACACCUGCAGCCACCGUGGCUGCAACAAUUUCAAAUUGCGAACUAUGUGGAAUUCAAGGGCACACUAUCGCUGAAUGUCAACUCUUGACGGAAGUCCCCCCAGACCAAGUGAACUAUACUCAAGGAAACCCUUACAACCAAGGUCCGAGGAACCAUCCAUACCUUUCGUACAAAAGCAACAAUGCUCUAUAUGCACCUGGCCAAGCACCUACUCCUUCACCACCAGGAUUCCAAAAACCUGCUCAAAAUGCUCCUAGGAAGUCUAACCUUGAAUUGAUGAUGGAGAACUUCAUAGCCAUACAAACUCAAACUAACAAGGAAGUCCUAAAUCAAAACAUACACACUAAUGAGCAAAUUAAGCAGUUAACAAGCAAUUUAGCUAUCCUAGCCACACACAAUAAGAUGCUUGAAACUCAAAUAGCACAAGUGGCACAACAACAAGCAUCGACCUCUGCUCCUGCAGGAACAUUUCCUGGUCAACCACAACAAAACCCGAGAGGACAAGCCAAUGCUGUUAUACUAAGAAGUGGAAAACAACUAGAUGAACCAACAAAUUCAAAACCUGAUGACCCAGCCGUGCAACAAGGUUCUAAUAAACUAACCGAGGAGAGUGAACCAAAAGAAAAAGAGGAUAGUGGAGAGGAAAUCAAAGAGAAAGAGAAACCUUACGUUCCUCCCCCACCAUAUAAACCACCCAUCCCAUAUCCUCAAAGAUUAGUACAAUCCAAAAAUGUAGGGCAAUUUAAGAAAUUUGUAGAGCUUCUACAAAAACUAAACAUCACAAUACCUUUUACGGAAGCUAUCACACAAAUGCCCUCAUAUGCUAAAUUCCUCAAAGAUAUCUUGACUAACAAGAGAAAGAUCGAGGAUGAUGAGACCGUCAUGCUCACUGCCGAGUGUAGCGCCAUAUUACAAAACGAAAUGCCCCCUAAGUUAAAAGACCCAGGAAGUUUCUCCAUACCCUGUGUCAUUGGAAAGUACGUAAUAGAUAGAGCCCUAUGUGAUCUAGGAGCUAGUAUCAGUUUAAUGCCCGUAGCCUUAUGUGAAAAACUGAAAAUGGGAGAACUAAGACCAACAAAAAUGUCCGUACAAUUUGCUGACCGUUCUGUCAAAUACCCUCUAGGUAUUUUAGAAAAUGUGCCCGUACGUGUAGGACAAUUCUUUAUCCCAACUGAUUUCAUAGUUAUGGACAUAAGGGAAGAUUCCAAUACACCUAUCCUUUUAGGAAGGCCAUUCUUAGCAACUGCCGGUGCCAUAAUAGACGUAAAGAGAGGAAAGCUCACUUUUGAAGUGGGUGAAGAAAAAGUUGAGUUUAUCUUAACUCAAUUCAUGAAAGCACCAGCAAUAGACGAUGAAUGCUACAUGCUAGACGUCAUUGAAGAAUGUAGAAAAGAAGUGGAAAAGGAUCAAGCUAAGUAUUCUGAAAUUCUAAAAACCUCUGAUCCUCAAACUCAUAAAGAUAAUGAAGACGACCCAGCCGAAUCUAAAGAUCCUACACCUCACCUUGAUAAGCCAACUUUAGAACUAAAGGCUCUACCUGAAAAUUUGAGGUAUGAAUUCCUAGAUAAAGACCUCAAACGACCAGUAAUAGUCAGUGCGGAUUUAGGAAAGUUAGAAACUGAAAAACUUCUAAACAUUCUAAGAAAAUACCCAACUGCCUUAGGGUAUAACAUCACUGACCUAAAAGGAAUUAGUCCUUCAAUAUGUAUGCAUCGUAUUACGCUAGAGGAAGACGGUAAAACCUCUAGAGAACCCCAAAGAAGGAUCAAUCCAGUUCUAAGUGAGGUAGUUAAGAAAGAAGUAGAGAAGCUUCUAGAAGUAGGAAUCAUAUAUCCCAUAUCUGAUAGUAAAUGGGUCAGCCCAGUACAUGUCGUACCAAAGAAAGGGGGAGUUACAGUUGUAACGAAUGCAAAAGGAGAAUCUAUAGCACAAAGAGUUGUAACUGGCCAUAGAAUGUGCAUAGAUUAUAGGAAAUUAAACAAAGCCACUCGAAAAGACCAUUUUCCUCUACCCUUUAUUGAUCAAAUGCUCGAGCGAUUGGCUAAACAUUCAUAUUUCUGCUACCUAGAUGGUUAUUCAGGAUUCUUCCAAAUCCCUAUUCACCCUGAUGACCAAGAGAAAACCACUUUCACAUGUCCUUACGGAACUUUUGCUUACCGACGAAUGCCCUUCGGACUAUGCAAUGCUCCCGCAACUUUUCAAAGAUGCAUGAUGGCAAUCUUCGCAGAUUUUAUAAAUGAUAUCAUGGAAGUCUUUAUGGAUGACUUCUCCGUUUGUGGGCAAAGCUAUGAAAGUUGUCUGUCGAACCUAGAAAAAGUACUUGAAAGAUGUGUAAAGGUGAAUCUUGUGCUUAAUUGGGAAAAGUGCCACUUUAUGGUCCGACAAGGAAUAGUUCUUGGACACGUAGUGUCCGAUAAGGGGAUUGAAGUAGAUAAAGCAAAAAUUCAAGUCAUAGAAAAUCUUCCACCCCCAAAAACAGUAAGAGAAGUACGUAGUUUCUUAGGACAUGCCGGUUUCUACCGGCGAUUCAUUAAAGAUUUCUCUAAAAUCACCAAGCCUUUGACCGGCUUAUUAUUGAAAGAUGCUGAGUUUAUCUUUGACGACGGAUGCUUAAAAGCGUUCGAACAAAUUAAAGCAGCCCUUAUAUCCGCACCAAUUAUCAAACCACCCGAUUGGAGUUUACCCUUCGAAAUCAUGUGUGACGCUAGUGAUUUCGCUAUAGGCGCAGUUUUAGGACAACGAAAAGAUAAGAAGCUUCAUGCGAUCUAUUACGCAAGUAGAACUUUAGAUCCUGCGCAAAUGAACUACGCCACCACUGAAAAGGAGCUCUUAGCUGUCGUAUUCGCGAUAGAUAAAUUUCGAUCUUACCUAAUAGGAUCUAAAAUAAUUGUUUACACAGACCAUGCUGCUAUUAGGUACCUAUUAAAUAAGAAGGAUGCUAAACCUAGGCUUCUAAGAUGGAUCCUACUUUUACAAGAAUUUGACCUAGUGAUCUUAGACAAAAAGGGAACCGAAAAUGUAGUAGCCGAUCACCUAUCUAGAAUAGAGGGCAUUGAGCCUGAGUCAGUACCCAUCAAUGACGAAUUCCCUUACGAACAACUCAUGGCUCAGUUGGAAACUAUCUCGGCUAAAUUAUCCUUAAAACUAUCCAAUACCACACAACUAAAGGAAGAAGUCUGCUCCGUCAAAAAUACUUUACCAUGGUAUGCUGACUUCGUAAACUAUUUAUCAGCAAGAGUCCUUCCUCCGGGUUUAACCUACCAACAAAAGAAGAAAUUCUUUCAUGACUUAAAAAACUAUUAUUGGGACGAACCCCUACUCUUUAAAAGAGGCCCUGACGGAAUCUUUCGUCGUUGUGUCCCUGAAGAAGAAAUGAAAGAUAUAAUUACCCAAUGUCAUUCUGCCCCUUUUGGAGGGCAUGCUAGCACUUCAAAGACGUGUGCCAAUAUUUUACAAUCUGGUUUCUUUUGGCCUACCCUAUGGAAAGAUGUCCAUAUCGCUGUUAAAAAUUGCGACCGAUGCCAACGCACCGGCAACAUAUCUAGACGCGAUGAGAUGCCACAAAAGGGAAUUUUAGAGGUAGAGAUUUUCGAUGUAUGGGGAAUAGAUUUCAUGGGACCCUUCCCAUCUUCUGGUGGAAAUAGAUAUAUACUUGUCGCUGUCGACUAUGUUUCAAAAUGGAUCGAGGCUUUAGCCUCUCCUAUAAAUGACACCCAAGUAGUUAUUAAGAUGUUUAAAAAUAUAAUCUUCCCUAGGUUCGGUACGCCCCGUCUCGUUAUUAGCGAUGGUGGCUCCCAUUUCAUAUCUAAAAUCUUUGAAAAAUUAUUAAUUAAAUAUGGGAUAAAACACCGAAUAGCAACCCCUUAUCACCCACAAACUAGUGGGCAAGUAGAAGUAUCAAAUAGAGAAAUUAAAAAAAAUUUAGAAAAAACUGUUGCUACUAGGAAAGAUUGGUCAUAUAAACUCCCCGAGGCUCUGUGGGCCUAUAGGACAGCAUAUAAAACCCCUAUAGGAACUACACCAUUUAAUCUAGUUUAUGGAAAAUCAUGUCACCUGCCUAUAGAACUUGAACAUAAAGCCUUUUGGGCUAUUAAGGCACUAAAUAUGGAUUACACGGCAGCGGGGAAGAAAAGAAUCCUUGAUCUUCACGAACUUGAAGAACUCAGAAUAAGCGCUUAUGAGAAUGCUAAAAUUUAUAAAGAUAGAACUAGGAAAUGGCAUGACAAGCGCAUACUUAAAAAAGAAUUUAACGUAGGAGAAUUAGUGCUUCUUUUUAACUCUAGGUUAAAACUUUUCCCCGGAAAACUCCGUUCCCGUUGGUCCGGACCUUAUGAAAUAACUAAAGUUUUCCAAAACGGCGCUGUCGAAAUAAAGAACAAAUCUAAUGAAAUUUUUAUUGUUAAUGGACAGCGUCUUAAGCACUAUUUCUGCCCAAUCACGUUGUCGCGUCGCACGAUCAGUCAGAUACUAGCUGCAAUUGGAAGAGACCCUAAUGAUCAAAUGCUACCCAUUGCAAUUGCUGUGGUUGAGGGUGAAACAAAAGAGACUUGGAAAUGGUUUUUGGAGCUGUUAACCAAUGACUUAGGAGGCACAAGAGCUUGUUCUUUAAUCACUUUCAUAAGUGACCAACAAAAGGGACUACUUCUAGCAAUGGAUGAGUUACUUCCAGGUGUUGCCCACAGAUUUUGUGUCAGACACUUGUACAACAAUUUCAAAAAGAAAUUUCCUGGAAAGAAAUUAAAGGAAUUGAUGUGGAAGGCUGCAAAUGCAACUUAUGUUAAUGCAUGGCAUAUGGAGAUGCAAGAGAUCAAGACUAUAAAUAUUGAGGCAUUCAAGCAUUUAAUCAAAAUACCACCAAGACAUUGGAGCAAAUCAUAUUUCACACCUGAGGCAAAAUGUGACACAUUGGUCAACAACAUGUCUGAAGCUUUCAACUCAGUGAUUGUUGGUGCAAGAGCCAAGCCUAUAGUGACAAUGCUUGAAGAAAUUAGAGUGUAUAUGAUGGAGAGAUGGGAAACCAAUAGACAAAAAAUUGGGAGAUAUGUUGAAAGCAUCCUACCAAACAUAAAAAAGAAGCUUGAAAGAGAGACAUCAUUCAGCAACAAUUGGAUGGUCAGGCCUGCUGGUUAUGAAUUGUUUGAAGUUAGGCACAUUUCAGCUAAUGGUGACCAAUUUUCUGUUAGUCUUGGAACAAAGGAAUGCUCUUGCAGAAAAUGGAUGUUGACAGGCUUACCUUGUAGACAUGCAAUAGCUUGUAUGAGAGAAAUGGAAAUUGAUCCAAGUCAAUAUGUACCUGACUACUUCAGAAAAGAAACUUAUGAAGUUUGCUAUCAACCAAUGAUCUACCCAACAAAUGGUCAAAAUUUAUGGGUAAGAACUCAGUUUACUGACCUUCAACCACCACCAAUAAAAAGACAACCUGGCAGACCUAAAAAAAAGAGGAACAAGGAACCUGAUGAAUUGAAAAAGGAUGAUGGAAACAUGAAGAGAGAUUUUCAUGGAAUUGUUUGUGGUAAUUGUAAAAGACCUGGUCACAACAAACAAACUUGCAAACAACCACCACCACCACCACCACCACAAGCACCACCUGCCUCAACACAACCUCCUGCUUCUGCACAACCUCCUGCUUCUGCCUCAACACAACCUCCUGCUUCUGCAACUGCUUCUGCACAACCUCAUGCUUCUGCUUCUGCAACAAGACAACCUGCUGCUGCUUCUGCUUCUGCAACAAGACAACCUGCUGCUGCUUCUGCUUCUGCUUCUGCAAGACAACCUGCUGCUUCUGCUGCUGCUUCUGCUUCUGCAAGACAGCCUGCUGCUGCUUCUGCAAGACAACCUGCCUCAACACAAGCUUCUGCAUCAGCCCAAGGCAAGACUGCUUCAAAAAAAAGGAAGAACCAACAAGACAAGCAACAAGACAAGCCUGCAGCUCCUUCUUCAACAAAAAGAAAGAAGAAUGAACAAGCCAGGCCUGCAGCAACCCAGCCACAAGUCACAACCAACAACAGACAGAAAUUGCCUUUUAAGAGAAGAGACCAAACUUCAACACAACCAACAUGGAGAAUUUGA